Molecule: messenger RNA, 2080 nt
Organism: Didymodactylos carnosus
Lineage: Eukaryota; Metazoa; Rotifera; Eurotatoria; Philodinida; Philodinidae
Source: the annotation of a GenBank genome assembly
ACCCAAGCAAAAACGACCCAAUUUUUUGGGUUAUUUAUCUAGAUUCAGCUCCACGUACAUCUAGAUGCACGUGGACCUGAAUCUAGAUAAAUAACCCAAAAAAUUGGGUCGUUUUUGCUUGGGUAUGGACACAGUUUGAAAGUUUGGUACGGUUACCUAUGCGACAUGCAUCAAAAGACGAACUGCUAUUUCUUUGCAGGUGUCAGCAGGUGAUAGUUAGCUGAAGAAAAAUAAAUAUGAAAAUUCAUGCCCCGUGUCCUUCGAGCCUAUUGACUUUUGUAUUAACAUGCUCUAGUUUAUAUUCUCUUUGGUCCAUCUUUAAUAUUGUUUCCUUCAAGGCUUUAUAACCUUUUAGCUAUUUAGUUUAAUAACGGUCAGCUUCCUUGACAGCAGCUACCUUUCCUGCCUCAUGACCACCUUGAUCGGCAGCAGUGAAUUUUUAAAUCUAAAAGUAACAAAACAGAUACGUAAUAUAUUGUCAGAUGCACGUAAGGCAAAGAUCCAGCAGAAUUUAGUUUUCUAUAUUUUACACACUAUUUGAUAGAGAAUCGCUCGCUGAUCAUGAAUAUGUGUUCCCGGCCUCUCAAAAUCGUUUCCUCGCUGAGAAAAUUGUAAAAUACUAUGAAGAGGUCAAAAAUCCGGUUUUCCACGCCUUUUUUUAAAUUUGAGUUUUCUAAGUUUGGUUACAACUUGGAACGUUCAAAGUCAGAUAUUUUUGUUCAGCGUUGAAAAGUGAACUAGAAUAUGGAAUAAAAGCCUUUAUAUAUCUAAACGACUAUUCGCCAAAGACGUUAAAAGCGAAGCGACUAAAAAACAGGUCUCAUUUUAGCAAAAACGGCAGGUGCUUUCUGGAGAGUCCCGGAGUCAAUAUUUUUACAUAAUUAGAUUUGCCGGAUGCUCCUCUUCAAAGCAACGGCUCGCUUUUUUCAAAAAUUUGUUUCAUUCCUGAGAAAGUACAUUUUUUCUGAAUCACAAGCGAAAAGAUCCGAAUUCUGCCCGUAAUUCUCUAUUUUCUCCAUCAGAACUCAUUUUUUAUGCAAUAAAAAUAUCAUAUUCGGAGUUAGCAUCGAAAACCGAAUCGAAUGAUAUAUGUUUCGAAAUUUUUCGUUCGCCUUACUUAUAAUCCCUUACUUAUAAUCAUCGCAUCUUACUUAUAAUCAAGGUGGCCCUGUCUGUUCCGCCGGCCCUUUCCAGAAAGGAGAUGGAUCACGGACUGGCUUGUUUUAGUAGAGACAGCGACUGUAUAAAUCACUGAUGUUGUCUAUAUCAGCAUCAGCUAGUACAACGGACCGGUGUCAGAACGAAGCGAUAUAACGGUAUUUUGAAUUUUAAGAUCUUCAAAGUUUUUUAAUUUUUUUCACUUAAAAUUUCGAUUGGAAAGGUUAAUACAUCGAUUUCCUUGAUCAGCUCGAUGAGCUGAAUUGAUUACUUUAUUCUGGAAUUUUUUUUGAGUAUUUUAAUCCGGCAUUUUUAAUAUUUUAUAGAGUGCUUACAUUAUUCUUCUUCUACUUCACGUCGCCAGUAUUCUGAACCGUCGCCGUAUUCUGAUCAUUAACUAUUGUUUCCGUUCGCAAAAAAAUGGCUUAGCGAGAUUUUGUGUAAGUUAGGAAAAAGAAACUCAUUCUCGAUUCCACGAAUUGAUCAAUCAUCUAUCAUAUUUCAAAUAUUUUGCCAUCAUUGAUUUCAAACCAGGUUAUUUUCAAGUUUCUCUCGAUCCUAAAGAUCAUUCAAAAACGGCAUUUUCCAGCAGAGAUUAACAUCUUCACUUAACUGUUUUGCCUCAGGCAUUAUUAAUGAACCAUCCACAUCUCAAAGAAUCGUCAACCAAAUAUUAGGACCAACUCAAUGGAAAUAUUCAUUAGCAUACCUAGGUGAUAUUUUCAUUUAUUUUCAAACAUUUGAGGAAGGUCUGUUACACUUGGAUGAUAUUCUCAGGCGUCUCAAUCAAGCAAAUUUCCGUCUCAAUGUUGAUAAACGUAAUUUUGCACAACAAGCCAUUGGUUAUCGUGUUAAUAGUUUUUCGAGAAAUUCUAAGAAUGGUAACUGGCGAAUUUUAUUAGAUGGCAAUGCUCGUUUGUGA